Molecule: messenger RNA, 2523 nt
Organism: Olea europaea var. sylvestris
Lineage: Eukaryota; Viridiplantae; Streptophyta; Magnoliopsida; Lamiales; Oleaceae
Product: probable receptor-like protein kinase At1g11050
Exons: 1
Coding region: 427-2334 (635 amino acids)
Biological process (GO): protein phosphorylation
Molecular function (GO): ATP binding; protein kinase activity
Source: RefSeq, a predicted model, not a curated record
UCUUAGACGGGAUUCAAUUUUCUUGUACGAAACUUCUGAGAGUGAAGUUUGAUUUUUCAAUUCAUGGAAACAAUGCAACACCACUCAUUUUUUAUUUCCAAAUAAAUUGGUGGAGGCUAUUCACAAACGCACAAAGCAGCUCAAGUCAGCGUUUUAUGAUCAUGUCCUUUCACAUUUUGAGAUGAAGGGAUUCAUCUGAUCAGUGUUUUUUGUUAUGCCCACAAGAUGUUUGUUGAUUUUUCUGCUAGAUUUAUACCUCUUGUUUGUAUCUGUAUUUUCUUGCAAAAUUUAGUCUUGUCUUCUCCAAUAAGCACAUCUCAGUGUCCUAUGAACAAAGCAGCUCAAGUCAGCGUUUUAUGAUCACGUCCUUUCACAUUUUGAGAUGAAGGGAUUCAUCUGAUCAGUGUUUUUUGUUAUGCCCCCAAGAUGUUUGUUGAUUUUUCUGCUAGAUUUAUACCUCUUGUUUGUAUCUGUAUUUUCUUGCAAAAUUUAGUCUCGUCUUCUCCAAUAAGCACAUCCCAGUGUCCUAUGAAUUUCAACUAUGUUCUAACAAUCCAUUGGGACUCAUCUGCCUGCAAAAACAAUGGAGAAAACCCUGACUUUGAUGGCUCUAGCAGUUGUUGCCAGACUCUUAUCAGCCUUUAUGGCAUUGGAUUUGCCCAACACCUCAAGCAGACGUCUCAAUUCCGCCUUCCUGAUCUCUCCACUUCCAUUUCUUGCCUUUCUGAUUUUCAAACUAGGCUCAAUUCUCUGUCCCUCAAUGAAAAUCUCAUUUCUAUGUGUUUUGAACCUCAUCGUUUCGUCAACACCACUAACAUAUGUGCCAAUAUUCAAACGAAGCAGGAUUGGCUCGCGGCUUUAGGACCCUCUACUUCCCUAGACACUGGUUGCAGCGAAGACCUUUCUGACCUCACUGCCUGUGAUGCAUGUGUUCAUGCUGGUUUUCAGGUUCAGGCACGAUUGCUAGCAAUCGAUGGCAAUAGUUCUCACUCGAAAGGUUGCUUUUACUACGCAAUUCUAUAUGCUGCAGGAAUAGUAAAUAAGUUUGGUCCUGAAAGUAUCGGUGCACUUACCUGCAUUUUUGGACUGCCUUUGUCCUUGCAAGCAGUUUCAAGGGGUACGGUCGAAUUGGCUCUGAUAUCUGGAUCAGUUGGAGCAGCUUUUGCCAUUUCGAUCGUGUUAUGCUCAAUAGGUUGCUUCAUCUGGUGGGAAUCGUGGGAUAGUAGGAAAAAAAGGCAGGAAGUUUCAGUAGGCUUUUCAAGUUUGGAGUCUGAUGCAGAUGAUAAUAAAUUGCUGCACUGGGAGCCCCAGAUCGGGUCAACCUGGUUCAAGAGUGAUGAUCUUGACAAAGCAACCAAAAAUUUUUCUUCCAAGAAUUUCAUUGGGGAAGGUCAGUUUGGAGUUGUUUACAAAGGGAAAUUACCCGAUGGAACCAUGAUCGCGGUCAAGAAGAUCAUAGAUUCAGAUUUUCAAGUGGACACUGAUUUUAUCCGGGAAGUUGAGAUCAUUAGCACCUUGAAACACCGAAAUCUAGUGCCCUUUCGAGGCUGUUGUGUCUCGAGAGGAAGUAACUACAACGAAGAGGAGGACAAGAGAUACCUAGUCUACGAUUAUAUGUCAAAUGGAAAUCUACACGACCACUUGUUCUUCUCUGAGAAAGGUAAAUUCAAAAAUGGAAAGAGGCCACUUACUUGGCCUCAGAGGAAGAGCAUAAUUUUGGAUGUAGCAAAUGCACUAGCUUAUCUUCACUAUGGAGUGAAGCCACCUGUAUAUCAUAGGGAUAUUAAGCCCACAAACAUACUGUUAGAUUCGUACAUGAGAGCACGAGUUGCAGACUUUGGACUGGCAAAACAAGGAAGUGAAGGCGAUUCCCAUUUCACUACAAGAAUUGCAGGAACUCAUGGUUAUUUGGCUCCAGAAUAUGCUUUAUACGGUCAAUUGACAGAAAAGAGUGAUGUUUACAGUUUUGGAAUAGUUAUUCUGGAAAUAAUGUGUGGAAGAAAGGCUCUUGAUUUAUCAUCACUGGAAAAUCCAAACACAUUCUUGAUCACGGAUUGGGCUUGGUCGCUAAUGAAAGCCGGUAGGGUGAAAGAAGUUUUUGAUCCUUUCUUGUUGGAAGAUGAGGGUUCUGUAAAUAGAUAUCCGAAAGAAAUAAUGGAAAGGUUUCUUCUGGUUGGACUUUUGUGUGCUCAUUUGAUGGUGGCUUUAAGGCCUACGAUACUGGAUGCCCUGAAAAUGCUUGAAGGUGAUACUGAAGUUCCUGUGAUUCCUGAUAGGCCAAUUUAUACUCAUGAAAGUGUGUUAAUAUCUGCGUUGACGCGGAAGAAUCCUUAACCGAAGUCGGGGAAAUGUGUUUUAUUGAUUUUUUUUUUUUGGCCUUCUGUACAUAUUUCUUGUGUUAGCAUAGAGUUUAUGCAUAAUGAACAAACUGCUGUCAGAAUUAAACUUUCAGAAACCUUGUACACCAUUUAAACUACUAGUUAAUGUCAAUUUAGAAAGUGGAUUUUGUGCUUACUUUAUCAA